Molecule: messenger RNA, 1017 nt
Organism: Cuculus canorus (common cuckoo)
Lineage: Eukaryota; Metazoa; Chordata; Aves; Cuculiformes; Cuculidae
Exons: 3
Source: RefSeq, a predicted model, not a curated record
AUGUAUCUACAAAAGGAAUUGGAAGAGAUGAGAAAACUUGACAAAAAUCCCCUUCACUUAAGACCCUUAAUCAAAACUGAAUUUUCUUAUCUUAAUGAUGAAGAUACAGACCCCCGCAUAACCACCAAGGAAACGCCCUAUUCUGCCACUGAACUGGCAAAGUUGAAAAAGGAAUAUGGGCAUCUUAUCAAAGAAUCUGAAACAGAAUACGUGUGGCGUGUGUCUUUAGCUGGGGGUGACCAAAUUCAACUGAGCAAAAAGGAGGCCGAGGGUUACUGGGGCCACGGAGUUUUCUUAACAACAGGCGACCGCCGGGCCAUAUGGUCCUUAACUCAGCGUGCUGCUUACUGGGCUGGAGGGUUGAACCCUCUGGAUAGGGGAGACCCCUUGGCAAUAAUAGGCACAGCUGACCAAUUAAUAGAAAGCGUACACAAAGAUGCUUGCCUACAAAUGAUACAUGAGAGAAAGUUAAUUCCUGGAUGCGAAUCACCAUUGAUGUUGACUGUUAACCUUGAAAUUAUGACUCCGUUGAUAAGGGGACUCCCCGAGACACUUAAAUCCACGGGGAUAAGUCUCCAGAGAACCAUAGCGUCAAUGGGUCCUGUGGAGAGGUUGGAAGGGUUUUAUGCGCAGAGACCUCACGCUAGACCUAAAGUCUGGGCAUGGGGGGAGGUAGCACAAGAAUUAAUUGAUUACAGUAGAAAAUACUGUCUUGUGAAGCCUUUGGAGGAAAGAUCAAGGGGCAUCUGACAUGUAGGAGUUAAAAAUGCACUCCCCCAUCCCAGUAAAACUGGACGUUGCCAAAGAACAGGCUUUAAAAAAGGAAUUCCUAAGGAUUUAAUGGAUGGUUUACCUUUGGAUAAAUUGAGCAAACUGGUAACCCAGUGGUGUGUGCUAAAACCACAUUCUUCUUCUUCUGUGAAAGAAAGUGAACCUGUCAUGGCUUCAGCCCCCACUUUCGUUGACAGUGCAGACAAGGCAUCGAAGCAAACUUUUUCCCCAGAGCGGGGAAACUAG